Molecule: messenger RNA, 538 nt
Organism: Clarias gariepinus (North African catfish)
Lineage: Eukaryota; Metazoa; Chordata; Actinopteri; Siluriformes; Clariidae
Gene: dnajc19
Product: DnaJ (Hsp40) homolog, subfamily C, member 19
Exons: 6
Coding region: 137-487 (116 amino acids)
Biological process (GO): protein import into mitochondrial matrix
Cellular component (GO): PAM complex, Tim23 associated import motor
Molecular function (GO): ATPase activator activity
Source: RefSeq, a predicted model, not a curated record
UUUUGGCAGAUUCGAAGUCCUCGUUCCAAAACACGAUGAGAUUCUGACAUUGAUUUUUGGUGGCAAAAGGUCGAAAAUAUGUUAUAAAUGUUAUACUUAAAGACGUGAGGACUAAAAAGAACAUUAUUGGGGAACAAUGGCCAGCACCCUGGUGGCCGUGGGUCUCACCCUUGCAGCAGCAGGAUUUGCAGGUCGAUAUGCCAUGCAGGCCCUGAAACAGAUGGAGCCCCAGAUGAAGCAGGCUCUCCAGUCGUUUCCUAAAUCUACAUUUGGAAGCGGUUACUACAGGGGAGGAUUCGAACCCAAGAUGACGAAGAGAGAAGCGUCUCUCAUCCUAGGAGUCAGUCCCACGGCUAACAAAAACAAGAUCAGGGAGUCGCACAGGAAGCUGAUGAUAUUAAAUCAUCCUGACCGCGGUGGAUCUCCGUACAUUGCAACAAAAAUAAACGAAGCAAAAGAUUUACUGGAUGGACAAGCCAAGAAAUAGUUUAAUACACACUCAGGGAGUGACUCUGUUUCAUUAAACUUGUCAAUUGUA